Arachis stenosperma is the source of this 1611-nucleotide messenger RNA. Its product is annotated as homeobox-leucine zipper protein REVOLUTA-like. The transcript has 13 exons. Gene Ontology annotation, molecular function: DNA-binding transcription factor activity; lipid binding; protein binding. Lineage: Eukaryota; Viridiplantae; Streptophyta; Magnoliopsida; Fabales; Fabaceae. The record is from RefSeq and is a predicted model, not a curated record. The coding region runs from base 1 to 1611 and encodes 536 amino acids.
AUGGAAGGAGAACAACAAAGUGCAGCGGUUAUUCCUGAUAAUUACACAUACCGUUUUGUAUUAAAGGCAUGUGCUUACUUGUUCUCUCUUUCUGAAGGGAAACAGGUGAAUGCUCAUGUAUUGAAACUUGGGUUUGAAUCGGAUACUCAUAUUUGUAACAGUUUGAUUCAUUUUUAUGCAACUUGUGGGUUUCUAGACUUGGCACACAAGGUGUUCGAGAAAAUGUCCGAGAGAAGUGAGGUUUCAUGGAAUGUCAUGAUUGACUCUUAUGCAAGUGCUGGACUUUGGUUCCUAUCCAAGGCUACGGGGACUGCUGUCGAUUGGGUCCAGAUGCCUGGGAUGAAGCCUGGUCCGGAUUCGGUUGGGAUCUUUGCCAUUUCACAAAGUUGCAGUGGAGUGGCAGCUCGAGCCUGCGGUCUUGUUAGUUUAGAACCUACAAAGAUUGCGGAGAUCCUGAAAGAUCGUCCAUCUUGGUUUCGGGAGUGUCGGAGCCUAGAGGUUUUCACAAUGUUCCCUGCGGGUAAUGGAGGGACCAUUGAACUUGUGUACACACAGACAUAUGCUCCAACGACACUGGCUCCUGCCCGGGAUUUCUGGACUCUCAGAUACACUACAAGCCUGGAAAAUGGCAAUCUUGUGGUUUGUGAGAGAUCUCUAUCUGGUUCUGGGAGUGGCCCUAAUGCAGUUGCUGCUGCUCAGUUUGUAAGGGCUGAAAUGCUUCCUAGCGGCUAUUUGAUUCGACCAUGUGAAGGUGGAGGGUCAAUUAUUCACAUCGUAGACCACCUAAAUCUUGAGGCCUGUAGUGUGCCAGAAGUGUUGCGUCCACUUUACGAAUCAUCAAAAGUGGUGGCCCAAAAAAUGACAAUUGCAGCACUUAGAUAUAUAAGGCAAAUAGCCCAGGAAACAAGUGGUGAAGUGGUAUAUGGAUUGGGUCAGCAGCCUGCUGUUCUUCGAACAUUUAGCCAAAGAUUGAGCAGAGGCUUCAAUGAUGCUGUGAAUGGAUUCAAUGAUGACGGAUGGACUGUACUAAACUGUGAUGGUGCUGAGGAUGUAAUUAUUGCAGUUAAUUCAACCAAGAAUUUGAGUGGCACUUCUAAUCCUGCUAGUUCCCUUACAUUUCUUGGAGGAAUUCUCUGUGCAAAAGCUUCUAUGUUGCUCCAAAACGUCCCUCCUGCUGUUUUGGUUCGCUUUCUCAGGGAGCACCGCUCAGAGUGGGCUGAUUUCAAUGUUGAUGCUUAUGCUGCCGCAUCACUGAAAGCUGGCUCCUAUGCUUAUCCAGGAAUGAGGCCUACAAGAUUCACUGGCAGUCAAAUAAUCAUGCCCCUUGGCCAUACAAUUGAACAUGAAGAGAUGCUGGAAGUUAUUCGGCUUGAAGGCCACUCUCUUGCAAGGAAGAAGCCUGCUGAUUCUACUGUGGAUUUGAGAGCCAUAGCUGAAAAGAGGCACAGCUUUAAAAUUUGUGUUGGAAGUUACAGAACUUAUUAUCUCAUGGAUCAAAUAAGCAUGUCCCAAGGAGAGAAUGUUUCCACAGAUCUCAGUAUUUGGUUAAAAGAGAAAUGGAAUCCUGGAGAGAUUCCCGAAGAAGCUCCUCCAGAUUCAGUUGUUCGGUAG